Macrosteles quadrilineatus (aster leafhopper) is the source of this 700-nucleotide messenger RNA. Its product is annotated as protein atonal-like. NCBI's taxonomy places the organism in Eukaryota, Metazoa, Arthropoda, Insecta, Hemiptera, Cicadellidae. The record is from RefSeq and is a predicted model, not a curated record. The transcript has a single exon. Gene Ontology annotation, molecular function: protein dimerization activity. Bases 2 to 691 code for a protein of 229 amino acids.
AAUGACAUACCUCCAAGAGCUUACAAUGGACGUCGUCCCCCAGUCAUCCAGUCCGGAGAAGAUCUACUACAUCGAAGGUUUCGGCUCACACUCCGACCGUCUUAGACGUUCCGUCCUAGACCGACCUCUCCUAGACCGCUCCAGGACCUCCACCAUCGUCACUCCCAAACCGAUCAAACCAGAACCUCUCAACAACAACUACCCGGGUCCUUCAAGAUGGGACUUCCAAGAACAAGUGGAAGACGCCAAUUUCGAGAGAAAGUCAUUCUACACGAAUUUUGACCAAGAUAGACUUAGAGUUUCUUCUGCGUAUUCUUAUGAAGAAGUUCAAAGACAGCAGUUUGGAUUGGAAGACAGUGGAGGCUUAGAUCGUGAGUGGAGUUUGGACUCUUCAAUAGGUCUUGAGUCAAACGAAGUUCUCGCGGGGUCCCCCAAGGUUCUACCCAGGAAAAGAAGACACUCUGCCCCCGUGUCUCGCCAACCUUCCCCCAGUGUGAUGCGUCGCCGGAGACUCGCUGCCAAUGCCCGGGAACGAAGAAGAAUGAGCGGAUUGAACGAGGCCUUCGACCGACUCCGGGAGGUGAUUCCUUCAAUCGGAACUGAUCACAAACUCAGCAAGUUUGAAACUCUCCAGAUGGCUCAGACGUAUAUCUCCGCGUUGUGUGAUCUUCUAGAGGGAGCUCCUAGAUGAGGUGACAGA